CUCAUCGCGUAAUUACUUUCUCACAAUCAAGGUCCCGUUUAGAAUUCAGGAGAGCCAUUGUAACUUCAGAUUCAAUUGUUAUAUCAGGGAACUAGAGAAAUUGCUAUCUGAUUCUACAAAUUUAUUAGGGUUAUUCUAUGAAUCUCACGACCAGGAAAUACUCUCUGAUCGAUUGGAGAGGAAGUCAGAACAUAGGCCGUCAUCAUGGAAUUAGCUGAUAGAGCAGUUGGCUUUGUAUUAUCCUUUAUCAGCAUAACUAUAUUCACUUAUUAUACUUUCUGGGUCAUUAUCCUGCCAUUUGUAGAUAGCAAUCACUUCAUCCACAAGUAUUUCCUGCCCCAGGAGUAUGCUAUCCUAAUACCUGUGACUGCUGGUGUGGCGCUUCUGUGCUUCAUAAGCAUAUUCAUAGGAUAUGUGAUGCUUAAAUCCAAAAAGAAGAAAGCUUAAUCUUCAUUAUCAUUUUUUUCGCAAUCGCUCUUGCAUUUUUGGGGGGUUUCUUUCUCCCUAUGUAAUAUUUUGAUUGGAAACUGGAAAGUGUUUUCAAAUUUUGGAGCAAAGACAUGACCUGGUCUCCUUGGUUUUAGCUCCGGGUACUUUGACCAAGGUGUUUAUCUUUAUUUGCUCUUUAUUUUGGUGAGCCCCUUUUUUUGGACAAAAGGAAAACUGGGUCCCUUGAGCCCCUACAUCCACAAA
Neltuma alba is the source of this 693-nucleotide messenger RNA. RefSeq names its product dolichol-phosphate mannose synthase subunit 2. Gene Ontology annotation, cellular component: dolichol-phosphate-mannose synthase complex; endoplasmic reticulum membrane. Bases 205 to 447 code for a protein of 80 amino acids. Gene Ontology annotation, molecular function: enzyme regulator activity. The record is from RefSeq and is a predicted model, not a curated record. Gene Ontology annotation, biological process: dolichol phosphate mannose biosynthetic process; GPI anchor biosynthetic process. The transcript is spliced from 3 exons. NCBI's taxonomy places the organism in Eukaryota, Viridiplantae, Streptophyta, Magnoliopsida, Fabales, Fabaceae.